Messenger RNA from Chironomus riparius, 1545 nucleotides. Lineage: Eukaryota; Metazoa; Arthropoda; Insecta; Diptera; Chironomidae. The record is from the annotation of a GenBank genome assembly.
GUUGUGAUUAAUUCAAUUAAAAAUUCAUCAUCAAAAUGAAAUUUUUAUUCACAAAAUGUUUUAGCAAAAAAUCUUUCAAUUUAGAUCCAAAUAAAGAUAAAGGUCUAACAUCUAAAGCAAAGUACAUUCAAAUUGGAUUUGCGAUGCUUGCAAAUUUUUCAAUUCUCUCAACUGGGAUGGGUCUUGGAUAUCCAGCAAUUACAACUCAAUUACUAGCUAAAGAUGACACAGUGAUAUUAACAGAAUCUCAAGUCUCGUGGUUUGCAUCAAUCACAGCAAUUGCAUGUCCAUUCGGUGGACCAAUAACAGCUUAUCUAACGAAUAGGUUUGGACGAAAAGGAACAUUAAUAAUUAUUGAUGUAAUUUCAAUUAUUCAGUGGAUAAUUAUCGGAUUUUCAAGUCGUAGUGAUGCUCAGAUACUUUUUAUUCAACUAAUGUUUGCAAGAGUAUUAACUGGACUUACAAUCGGAAUGAUAACUACUCCGGCUGUAUUAUAUUCAGCAGAGAUAUGUCAUCCAUCGUUGAGAGGCAGAAUGAUGGUUUUGUCGACACCAUUUUUUGUAGCUAUUGGCACUUUGCUGAUUUAUUUGCUUGGAUAUUUGAUACAGGAAGACUACCGAUUAGUAGCAAUUUACUCUCUUGGAAUCACAAUAUUGACGCUCGUGAUCUGCUUUUUCAUUCCUGAAUCUCCAGUUCAUCUUAUUCUCAAAAAUAAUCUAAAAACUGCUCGUCAGGUGCUCUCAAAAGUUAGAAACUUAGUCAAAGACAAUCCAAAAAUUGACGAAGAAAUUCUCCAAAUCCAACAAAAUGCUCAAAGUUCUGCAUCCAGAACAUCGAAACUGUCAAUAUUCACAGAGUUUAGUAAGCCACAGCUUUAUAAACCAUUCAUGAUUAUGGUUGCAUUCUUUACAAUUCAACAACUGUCUGGAAUAUUUGUAAUUUUCGUCUAUACUGCACAAUUUUCGAUUGAAGCUGGAGUGUCGAUUGAUCCAUUUUUAAGUACAGUAAUUAUUGGAAUUUUUCGAUGUGCGACUACCUUUGUUACUGCAUUUCUAUCAGAUAAAGUAGGAAGAAAGCCAUUAGCUAUUGUAUCUAGUAUUGGAAUGUUUUUCAGCAUGUCUGGACUAGCAUUGAGUGCUGAAUUUUCCUUAAAAGACACAAAGCUCUUUUGGGUACCAGCAGCACUUUUGUACUUUUUUGUCAUUAUUGGAACCUGUGGAGUUUUAGUUCUUCCAUUUUCAAUGGUCGCUGAAAUGUAUCCACAAAAGUCAAGAAGUCUUGCUGUUGGACUUUCACUUUCUUAUUGCUUCAUUGUUAGUUUCCUUACAAUAAAGUUUUUCUCAACAGCCUUUCUGUUUUUUGGAAGUGCUAUAGUGUUUUCAUUUUUCUCAAUUUAUGUCCUGCCUGAGACAAAAGGAAAGACACUUAAUGAGAUUCAGAAUUAUUUUCAUAAAUGAUUUAGUUGCUGAUAAGACUGAAAAUACGAUAGGAUUCUAAGGCUUUAUAUGUUUAAAAUAAUUAAAUAAAAAUAAUAAAUUGGAUCAA